AUGGAGAAGGAAUUGGGUAUGGAUAGAACUUUGCAUCGACUAUUGACUGAACAUAGUCUUCCCAUUUCUAGCGGUGGUAGCAGUUGUAGUAAUGAUGAAGAUGUCGAUGAUUCAGCUGGUGAUAUUGGGUUGGAUCAAUUGGCUGAGAUGAAUUCGGAUUGGUUGGAGACUGAUAUUUUGCAUGGCAAAGCUUUGACUUUGGAGAGUUUGCUAGAGGAUCAACCUGAGGAGUUAAUAUUUGGGUUGGGUAAAGCUAAUGAUGAUGAUGAUGAUGAUGAGGCCCAUGACAUUAUGGAUUUGAGCCAUUUGAAUGGUGCUAUCGAUAGCAACACUAAUAAUAACAACCAUAAUAAUAAUCAUAAUCAUAUUAAUAAUCAUAAUCAUGACGGUAGCCAUUAUCACAGUAAAAUCAACGAAAAUGUCAUGAAAAGAGCAUUAGAUGAUCAUAUUAACGAUCUUUUAGAUAAUAAAAAAAUUAAGAUUGAAGAUAAAAUUGCAUACGAGUCAAUAUUGACACCAGUUUCAUUAUCUCCAUCAUCUACAGAUGGUGUCGAGAACAAUACUAAUACCAAUUCCAAUAACAACAAUAAUAAUAAUGUCAAGGCAUCUUCUUCCCCUGACUAUAAGCAUAAACAUAACGAAAACGAUAACAAAAUAGCCAAGCCUAAUUAUAAACAUGGUUUGGCUUUACCUAUCACUAAGCAUAUUCUCAAAGAAAAGAUUCAAACACCAAUAUCUCAGGUUCAAACAGUUGUUCUUCCUGUCCAAGAACGACCAAUUGAAAAAUUUACAAAUGAAUUUACAAUGAAACAAGUUUUUGAAAUGAAACAAAGAAUGAUCAACACUCAUAAAUUGAUGUUGAAUUUCAAUUUAUUAAAGGAUAGUUACUCUAAGACAUGCAUUGAAUUGAAAAAAUCUUUAGUUUUAUUAAAAGAUAUUGAAAUUAGCAGAUCACAUUUAAUUGUUGAAAAUGAACAAUUAAAGUUGGAAUUAAAAGCAUUGAAGCAGAAAAAUCAAGUGCCAAAUUUAACUUCAGAUUAG
This is a messenger RNA of Vanderwaltozyma polyspora DSM 70294, 1041 nucleotides long. RefSeq names its product Atc1p (gene ATC1). Bases 1 to 1041 code for a protein of 346 amino acids. The record is from RefSeq and is a predicted model, not a curated record. Lineage: Eukaryota; Fungi; Ascomycota; Saccharomycetes; Saccharomycetales; Saccharomycetaceae. The transcript has a single exon.